CGAGGAGGAAGUUGAGUGCUCAGUGUCCGUGUCGAGUCGCGAGUGGAGUUCUCCGUGUGCUGUAACACCUGCCGAAAGCUCCGGUCAAUUGGCUGUUGCAUGCAAAUUGCCACACGGCGAGACGUGAAUUUCGUCCAGACAGUGAAGUGCGCGCGGGAAUUUUCCUAGACCUCUCUCAGCAUUUUCUAUCGCAGCCCAAUUGGCCCCGAGUCUCGUGUGAUGCAAGAGCAUAAUUAGCUAAUCCGCGGAGGCUUUGCGAAAAGAGCAACAAAAAGUCAUCGAGACCACUUUGCCGAUCUCCAGCGCACUACUUUUGCUUCACAAUCCACCGACCCAGGCAAAUAUUGUGUGACUCGCGAGCAAGACAAAUAGGCAGAGUCUCUUUGUGUGCCAAAACGCAAAAAGAAUAAUAAGCCAUUAGUAAGUGCGCUCAAACGGGUGGCGAGUGAAAGGAAGAUAUUCGGUGUGAUUUCUUGCAUGUUAAUUGCAAGCGGGGACUCUCUCUGCUGUGCCGUGAAUACCGCGUGGUGCUGAAGAGGUUGAUGGUUGCCAGUGGCAGUUGUGGCUCAAGAGUGCCGGAUUGCGUGAGUGUGUGACGACGAAGGGCCCCUGAAGUCAGAGUGUUAUCGCGCGCCAAGUCCUGCAACACCUGGAGAUUCAUGCUGAGAACCGUGAAGAUGAGAAGGAAUGUGAAGUUUCUCCUUCUCCUAUCAAUUUCAUGGAUGUUUAUUAUGGUUUACUACUUCCAAUCCAAUAAUGCCAAGAUUGAGAAUAGAGCGCUUCGGCUGCGGGACGCCGUGACGGCCGCCGCUGUCCAGUACCCGGACCAUGAGGUGGCGUCCUCGACAUCGCCGCAGGGAGUGCCCAUCGCUGUGGUGCCGGAGACAUCGCCACGGCUGUCAUGGGACUACUUCGACGAGGCGGGCUACAUCGCCAGGGGUGGAUUGCGCAAUGGGGAGGAUCCGUAUAUUCGCAAUCGAUUCAAUCAGCAAGCAAGUGACCUCCUGCCGAGCAACAGAGAAAUUCCUGACACUCGAAAUCCCAUGUGUCGGAAGAAAAAGUGGAAACGCGAUCUUCCAGCCACGAGUGUAAUUAUUACGUUCCACAACGAAGCAAGAUCAACGCUCCUGCGCACAAUAGUCAGCGUACUCAACCGCAGUCCAGAGCAUUUGAUCAAAGAGAUAAUUUUGGUUGAUGACUUCAGCGAUCAUCCCGAAGACGGCCUCGAGCUGGCCAAGAUCAACAAGGUUCGAGUGAUUCGCAAUGAGAAGCGCGAGGGUCUGGUCAGAUCCCGCGUGCGAGGAGCAGAUGCGGCGGUGGCCAAUGUUCUCACCUUCCUGGACAGUCACUGUGAGUGCAACGAGAACUGGCUGGAGCCCCUGCUGGAGAGGGUGGCGGAGGAUCCCUCGAGGGUGGUCUGUCCAGUGAUAGACGUUAUCAGCAUGGACACGUUCCAGUACAUUGGCGCCUCUGCGGACCUCCGAGGGGGUUUCGACUGGAAUCUCGUGUUCAAGUGGGAAUACCUGAAUCCCAACGAGCGCCAGGCUCGCCUGAAGGACCCCACCGAGGCCAUCCGAACACCCAUGAUCGCGGGCGGUCUCUUCGUGAUUGACAAGACCUACUUCGAGCGCCUCGGGAAGUACGACACGAAGAUGGACGUGUGGGGUGGCGAGAACCUGGAGAUCAGCUUCAGGGUGUGGCAGUGCGGCGGCAGCCUUGAGAUCAUCCCGUGCAGUCGCGUGGGUCAUGUCUUCCGCAAGAGGCAUCCGUACACCUUUCCCGGAGGCAGUGGAAAUGUCUUUGCGCGGAACACUCGCCGGGCGGCCGAAGUGUGGAUGGAUGACUACAAGCAGUACUACUACGCUUCAGUACCUCUGGCGAAGAAUAUCGCCUUUGGCAACAUCGAUGAUCGAAUGGAGCUGAGGCGAAAGCUCCAAUGCAAGCCGUUCAAGUGGUAUCUGGAGAACGUUUAUCCGGAACUCGUGGUGCCAGAAACUACUGCGCUGGGCAGCCUUAGGCAGGGUCCUUACUGUCUCGACACGAUGGGUCAUCUCACAGACGGGACUGUUGGUCUGUAUCAGUGUCACGACAGCGGCGGCAACCAAGAGUGGUCCAUCACGAAGCGCGGUCAGAUCCGUCAUCACGAUCUCUGCCUCACUCUAGUCAAUUUCGCGCACGGCUCGAUGGUCGUGAUGAAGUUCUGUGAUGACUCAGAGAACCAGGUGUGGCGGACGCGAGACGGUGGACUGCUGCAGCACUCCAAGAUCAAUGUGUGCCUGGACUCGCGUCACGUGCACGAGAAGGGCGUGUCGGCGGAGCGCUGCAACUCUGCCCUGGAGUCGCAGCGCUGGCGCUUCCAAUCCAAGUACUCGUCAUGAAUGGGGCCUCCGGCCGCCCGCAAGCGACGCCGCGCGGCCACGUCGCGAUUGUGAUUAUAAUCCCAGCACUUCCCGGCCGUCGCUCCGGCGUCCAAGAGACUGCGACGGCGUCUCUCAGGCGAGUUCUGACGAGUGCCCACAACACAACCAUUUCCAGCAAAUCACAUUCAAAUGGACGGCUACCCUUCUCGGCACCGUGAUACUUAGGCAAAGACACCUUUACUCCCAAACUUCGGGACAUCCUCAGUGUAUAGACAAUUUCCCCCAGUUAAGGAUAAGACUUAUUUAUUGUAUUGUCUCUUUUAUCAAAGACCACAAAAACUAUAUCGAAUGUUACCCCAGGACGCUCAGAAGGACAUUCGAGGCGCUUUUUCACUCUUUCAAGCAAUAUUUUUGAUCAUUUUUCCACCUUCUCCACAAUUUUUGCUGCUUCACGACCGGCAAAGGCAGACACUUUUCACGAUGACGAUGAGAAAUUCACUGCAUAAGUGAUGAUUUUCGUGAUUUUAUUGAAAUCUUUUGAAUGAAACAUUGCAAAAUCCCUCACAAAGCCAAAUAUUUCCCGUGCAAUUCUACACAACGCGCAAGCUAAGUACUCAACUACCAACUGCUUUACUGAAACACCCUUCAGGCUUCCGGCUAAGGGUGUAUUUUGCUGAAUUUUCACUAGGAAAAAUCUCAAAUUGAGCAUGAGAAUGAAUUUUUCAAGCAACAAUUCAUCGUGAGUGUAACGAAAAAGCUCAACGGUGUGGAUAAAAUCACCCUUAAUCACGAAAAUUGGUGAUGCUGGUAUUGGAAAAUGAUAAGAGCAUUAAAAUUUGAGGGUGGAAAAAUGCCUCGAAAGCAGCCUUCGGCAAAGGCAAUAUGUUUUCUUUCAUAAAAAAUGAACAAGUGAGUCAAUUUGCUAAGUUUCUAGUUCUCUUAUAUAUAUAUAAAGUAUGAAAUCGCGAGGGAGAAUUUUUGUACAUAAAAUUCACACAUCUAUAUAUAAUUUUCAUAUUCAGUUAUUCUUCCUAUAGCAUAAGAACAGCGACGAAGAGAUGACGGAGCGAAAGCUCAGGAGACAGUGAAGAGCAUUAAAUGCAAAAUUCAUAUCCUGAGUAUUAGAAUACUGAAAUUAUUGUUUCACAUCAUCCCUCCGUUGAAAUCUCCGUGAAGACUCAUUGAAAUGCAUUAUAUGGACGCGAUGGGAUCUCCUUCCGCACUUUUAUCUCUCAUUUCUAUUUUAAUAUAAAUAUGUAUUUAUGGACGAUGAGGCGGCAUAGCGCAAUUCACCCAGUGGAGCGAUUCUAUAUAGCAUUUAUACAUGUGGAGAGAUGUUAGGUGAAGAAAUUUAUUGUAUAAGCAAACACAGGCUGGAGAGCAUUAUGUGGAUGUGUACAUGGAUUUGCGGAAUGUGUGGGUGAAUGGUGAGAAAAAUGCCCCCAAGAGUCAUCAUCCCCUGAAAUCAUCUCGAAAGCAACGUGUUAAUCGGCCAUUUAACCCUCUUAUUGGGUGCCACACGAUGGCCGACAGGGUGAAAAACGUGCCCCCAAGAAAGGGUGCCUCCGGCCAAGCACAAAUUCCCUGGACCACCCACUGCGAGGCGCCCCACAAAGUCAUCCCCUUUGUCUGUAAUUGUGAAUAUUAACUUUCCACACGAGAGGCGUCCCUACAUUCCCCCCCCCCCUCUGAAACACGUCACACAAAGUCCCCCCGGCGGAGCGACCCCAGCCCAGCGGCAGGAUUGUACUUAAUACAGAAGGAGAAGACGUAUAACAAUAAAUACACUGCGAGUCAAUGUAAAGAAAUAAUUGAGUGAAUUUUUGUAUAAAUAGCUCGUGGAUUUAUUUAUCAUCUCGGAGAUGGAUCUCUCACACCCCCGGAAUUUCUCCUGAGAGCAAAUUAACAAACCGUGGAAUGUCUCGGAAAUUCCAUUCUGCUGCCCCUCGUCGUAUCAUUUCAGGGAAAUCCACCGUGAGGGCGGAACUGUCCCUGUAAUUUGAAUGACCUCUAAAGAGGAGGAAUUUUAUCAUUUUCCCGGGGAACAUUUCGGGGCUCGUUAUCUUUAUGCAGAGUGUCUCCAUGAAUUCCUAACAAGGAAAAAAAAUAUCGUGUUGGCUUUAUUACAUUUUAUCCGCGUCCAUAUUUUAACUCCGCCCACUAAUAUGCCCCACCCAAUCACAUAUAAAUACCCUCUAACACUCUGUAAAUUCUUCAUUGAUCUGAUCAAGGAGAAGACUUGGGAGAAGAUGAAAAUAAAUUCAUUGAGUUUCCAUCUGAUAUUCCCAACUGAAAACUGUUUUCUAUGGGCAUCUUUUCCGACCAUAACCUCAACACUUCCUCUUCCUAAGAUUUCCGCAGAAUUGUACACCACUUCUGACUAUAUUAUCCCUCGCCUUGAAUCUAAUAAAAAAACAAAUAUCAAUAAUUCCAUUUCAUUCAUUUGUUGUCAUUCUUUUUGAGAAUUGUUAGCAAAAAUUGAUAGAAAAUGUAUUCAAAAUCAUUACUUUCGCCACAAGAGGCGAGGCUUUUAAUAAAUUAGAAAAUCGGAUGAAGUAUGCAAGAGAGGAGAAGGAAUAGCCUUCCAUUGGCAGACAAAUUGAGAGCAAUCUAUUUUGCGCCAUAAAACUCAAGUGAAAAAGGAGGAAAUCAAUGAGCUUCCAUCUGCGUCAGAUGCUCCAUACCGAAAAAUAUUCCCCACAAAACGCUCCACUUUAUAGCUCAACAACCUCGUGAGAGAAAAUGAGAAAUGUGGCUUUGGAGGGAAAAAAAAGGAGGGCGAGAAGCAGCAGCAGCGCAAGAUAAUUUACGCCGCGUUGAAUCCACCGACAGAUUGAGAGUGCAAUAAUGUACAAAAUUUGUGUAAUGGAUGAACCCUCUCUCGUAUUUCUCAGCCGCGCGGGAAAUUCAUAGGAUCAUUAGACGAAUGACACACACUUUAUGGGUUUGAUAUUAGAAUCUUGCAGAGAUUGCAGGCGAAUGGCAGCUGACUCCGCUCAUUAUUCUUGCGUUUUCCCACCCUUCGGCCUCGCCCUGGACAAAUUGUACACAGUUUUCUCGCGUCUGCGGAGUGUUGGGGAAAAAGAGCCUCAAAUACUGCCACAAACAUGACAUUAAAUGCUACUCAAAGGCAGAGUUGACACGGACAGUGAAGAUAUCGCCAGAUGAAGAUGCGAUUGCCGUUGAAAGCACACUUCCGACGAAUCCAAAAUGACGACACUUUUAGCACAGAGUGUUUUCCAGGAAGUUGAGUAGAAAGGAUUGUAUAUAAGUAAUUAUUAGGAUGUAAAUAAAGUUAGACAAGAUGCUUGUAGACAAUGAUGAGGAAUGUAAACGUGACUAAAGAGGCAGUGAUGCUAAAUACUCAAUUAAAUGCUGUAAAACAAUCGUGUCAAUAAAUCAAAUGUUGAAAGGUGAAUCGUUAGAUAAUCAAUUUCCUAUCAUUUAAUCAUACUUCAUUAGCCUAAUUCCCUGUACUUUUAAGUAUUAUGGAUAUAAUCUCAUGUUUAUGAUCUUUCAAGGCAGAAAAAGAGCAAAAAAAAACGAUUAGAAGGGAAAAUAGCGAGAUGACAACUUUUGUAAGAUAUUGAAUAAAAGAAAUAUACGAAUAUUGAA
Messenger RNA from Phlebotomus argentipes, 5975 nucleotides. Its product is annotated as polypeptide N-acetylgalactosaminyltransferase 2-like. Lineage: Eukaryota; Metazoa; Arthropoda; Insecta; Diptera; Psychodidae. The record is from RefSeq and is a predicted model, not a curated record. The transcript has 7 exons. The coding region runs from base 660 to 2378 and encodes 572 amino acids. Gene Ontology annotation, cellular component: Golgi apparatus.